Molecule: messenger RNA, 3190 nt
Organism: Gambusia affinis (western mosquitofish)
Lineage: Eukaryota; Metazoa; Chordata; Actinopteri; Cyprinodontiformes; Poeciliidae
Product: tripartite motif-containing protein 16-like
Exons: 1
Coding region: 191-1861 (556 amino acids)
Molecular function (GO): protein binding
Source: RefSeq, a predicted model, not a curated record
UUUUCUGGUUGAACAAAACCAGCCCAGACAUGUUUGCGUAACACUUUGUUUCCUCCUAUUCAGAUCUACAAGCAGAAUGAUGGGUGUAACCGCUGAGAUUAACUGCAGCAACAGGUUUUUAGAUCAGAGUCCAAACCAAUUCUUGCUCAUAAGGAAGUCAAAACUUAGCCUUUGCUACUGAGACGGGACAAUGGCACAGAAAGGACUUCAGCUAGACGAGGACAAAUAUUCUUGUUCCAUCUGUUUGGAUCUGCUGAAGGAUCCGGUGACCAUACCCUGCGGACACAGCUACUGUAUGGGUUGCAUUAAAACCCACUGGGAAGAAGAGGAUCACAGGAAAAUCUACAGCUGCCCUCAGUGCAGGGAGGCUUUCAAAAGGAAGCCUGUUUUGAAAAAAAGCACAAUCUUAGCAGAUUUAGUGGAGGAUCUCAAGAAAACCAGAGUCCAAGCUGAUCCGGAUGACCUCUUCUAUGCCAGACCAGGAGAUGUGGCUUGUGAUGUUUGCACUCAAAGGAAGUUGAAGGCUGUUAAGUUUUGUUUAACCUGCCCCGCAUUUUACUGCGAGUAUCACCUCCAACCUCACUAUGACGCUCCACCUUUACAAAAGCACAAGUUGGUGGACCCCUCCAAGAAGCUCCAGGAGAACAUCUGUCCUCAUCGUGGUGAGGCGAUGGAGAUGUCCGGUCACCCUGAUCAGCAGGGUACCUGCUUUCUCUGCUUGACAGAUGAAAAUAAAGAUCAUAAGAAAGGAUCAGCUGCUGCAGAAAUUUCUGGGAAGCAGAAGAAGCUUCUGGUGAGACGACAACAAAUCCAGAAGGGAAUCUGGGAUCGGGAGAAAGAAGUGAAGCUACUUCGGCAGGAGGUGGAGGCCAUCAACGCUUCAGCUGAUAAAGCAGUGGAGGACAGUGAGAAGAUCUUCACUGAGCUGAUCCGUCUCGCCUGGAAAAGAAGUGCUGAUGUGCAGCAGCAGAUCAGAUCUCAACAGGAAAGCGAAGUAAGUCGAGUCAGAGAGCUUUGGGAGAAGCUGGAGAGUGAGAUCACCGAGCUGAAGAAGAAAGAUGCUGAGCUGGAGAAGCUCUCAACCUCAGAUAACAACCGGUUCCUACUCAACUACCCCUCACUGACAAAACCCAGUGAUGCGACACACUCAUCCAGCAUCAAAAUUCGUCCUCUGAGGUACUUUGAGGAUGUGACAACUACUGUGUCAGAGCUCAGAGAUAAACUACAAGACAUCCUGAGAGACACAUGGACAGACAUCUCGGAUGCAGUCGCUGAAGUGGACGUUUUACUGUCAGAACCAGAACCAAAGACUAGAGCUGGAUUCUUAAAAUAUUCGCAAGAAAUCACUCUGAAUCCAAACACGGCAAACAACCAUUUGUUAUUAUCUGAUGGGAACAGAAAAGCAACGGUACUGAAACAGAAACAGCUUUACUCUGAUCACCCAGACCGAUUCACCGGCUGGCUCCAGAUCUUGAGCAGAGAGAGUUUGACUGGACGCUGCUACUGGGAGGUGGAGUGGAAAGGGAGGCGAGUUGACAUUGCGGCUUCAUACAAGUCAAUCAGCAGAGCAGGGAACGUAGAUGAUUGUGAGUUUCGAUCUAACUACAAAUCUUGGUCUUUGUAUUGUGACAGAAACGGUUACACCUUUUGGCACAACAGAAUAAAAUCUCCAGUUUCGGGUCCUGUUUCCUCCAGAGUAGGAGUGUACCUGGACCACAGAGCAGGUAAUCUGUCGUUCUACAGCGUCUCUGGAACCAUGACUCUCCUCCACAGAGUCCAGGCCACAUUCGCUGAGCCGCUCCUCGCUGGAGUUGGGUUUUAUAAGGAUGGGAUUUCUGCUGAGUUGCUGAAACUGAAAUAGUCCAAAGGGAUUUGAGCUCAUUAUUGUGCCAUUUCUUGUGUCACUCUUCUGAGAUUAACUCUUUAGGGUGCAAUGUGAUUAUCAUUUUUGUGGUUUUAUGUUUUAACCUAUAAUCAUCAGAGUUUGUUUAGGUGUCAUUCCAUGAGGUUUCUGCUCACGUAGACCGUCACUGCUAAGAAGGAUGUUUAUCCACCUAUUCCCUAACCACACAUUCUUACAUGAUUCAGUUCUAGCCAGUGAAAUUGUAAAGUGAUGACAUUUAAAGCAGAGGAGUCCUGGUGGGAUUCUAAGCUGGAGUAUGACGCCUGACUGAAUCAUCUUUUGCGCAGCAACCUUAAAUCAAUGUCAUGCCCCACAUGUUCUGGCCUCAUGUGUCACCUAAACAUAUUCUAACUCAUGUUAAUAUUCUUUAAUGAGCAAGAAAAAAAAGUUGAACAUUCCCAUAUUACAUGUUUCAGAAAAGCAUUAAAACUGCUUUCUCCUGACACCAGAAUUGUGGGGGGGAAAGCAAUCGCUGCUCCUUUUCUAGUCACACAUAAGCAUCUGCCAAGCACAUUGUUUCUUCUUAAACCAAUCUUGCCUGAAGCAAUCUGUUUUACUUACACUGGCUCAGGAACAAACACCUCUGAGAAGACAUUUAUCCAACAGCAUUUGCUAUCUUUACAGGCCAUCAGGCUGGCAGAUCAACAUAAUGCCCCUUUCUUUGGUGGGUGUGAUUCCCUCUAACAGAACUUAUGUAAAGGUAGAUCAUCUCUGGUAUAGUGAAAUUUGCAGUAUCCAAGGAUAAACUAGUAUCCAAGUUUAUUUAACUUGGAUACUAGAAACUGGUGGAAGAGUCCAACAGGAGGCGAUGAUAACACUAAAGGAACAGCAAGGAUUUCUAAACAGGCCUUGUGUUGAUAAAUAAACUCCUAUGCUCGCUGCAUGCCAAGGCAAAAAAAAAAUAUAUAUAUAAUGAAAUCAUCCUGACAAAAAACUUCUAAAACCUUAGUAUUGGCAUCCAGUAUAGUGAGAAAAAGUUACAACUUAGGCCACAGUGAAAUAUGGUGGUGGCAGUAUCACUCUCUGGGGUUCCUUUUCUUCAACUGGAACUAUAUUUUUGUCAAGGUGAAUGAAGUUAACAUGUGACAUGUCAACAGACCCCCAGACAAGAAGACUAAAACAUGAAAAGGAAUCAAAAGAGUCUUGUCUGUUUAUUAAAGGCUGUCUGUGCACAUCCAACGAGGAUGUUAAACCUUUGGUUUUCUGUCUGUUUUUACAUUUUUUUUUUGUAAAUGGGAAUAAAUGUGAUUUUCCAUUCAUUCAAUUGUACUGGAUAAACAUAUUAAA